Molecule: messenger RNA, 2216 nt
Organism: Rattus norvegicus (Norway rat)
Lineage: Eukaryota; Metazoa; Chordata; Mammalia; Rodentia; Muridae
Gene: Parl
Product: presenilin associated, rhomboid-like
Cellular component (GO): nucleus; membrane; mitochondrial inner membrane
Molecular function (GO): serine-type endopeptidase activity
Source: RefSeq, a predicted model, not a curated record
UUUUUUUUUAAGAUUUAUUCAUUUAUUAUAUAUAAGUACACUGCAGCUGUCUUCAGACACACCAGAAGAGGGCAUCGGAUCCCAUUACAGAUGGUUGUGAGCCACCAUGUGGUUGCUGGGAAUUGAACUUAGGACUUCUGGAAGAGCAGUCGGGGCUCUUAACCGCUGAGGCAUCUCUCCAGUCCCCUCAAAGCAAAUCUUAAUUGUGUUAAUUGGAUACUUGACUCUCAGUUGGCUAGAGAUCAACCAGACUCCGGUGUAGGCAACCCUUCCCUUGCUUCUUUAACUUUCUCGUGUGUGGUCUUUCUAUCCUGAUUCCACAUAACCAGUAAGAGUGAGAGUAGAGACAUUUGUGGCCGUCUUUGGCUACCACACUGAAGUAAUGCACCCUAAGAAAGUGGAAUCACUCCAGAAAUCUCUUGCUGGAAGAAAAAAAAUGUGCCCGAGUUCUGGGGGCAGCCAGAAACUACAGAAAGAUUUGCAACUUGUCAAGGGAGGCGGACCUGGAGAAGCAAGUUGGAUCUGAGGUGACGGGUCACAGUUUCCUUAAACUGCAUACCUCUUGCCUUCCCUCAUGUUAGAUUUAGAAGAUGAGGAGUCCCUGGGUCUCUUCCUCCAGUGUGGCCCCACUGAUAAAUCUUUUUCUGCUUUUCAGUCUCAGUUUGAAGACAGGUGGCCAACCCUGGCGUGUAAAGGUUGCCAGUGGCCAUUUCACCUCUCCGAGGCUAUGAAGCACUGUGUCUUCUUGUGUCUGCUAACACAGCGUUACUCAAAGUCUCAAGUUUUCCCAGCCACUCUCACCAGAGGCUUCCACGCUGAUGCUGGUCAGAGAGAGGAAGACCGGAACUGUUCGGCCUCCAGGUGGUGCUCUAGGCCGCUCCUCCACGCUCUAUGCUCUUCCUUCGCCCCGGAAGUGAUUUGUAGACCGGGGUUAGUGAGGUCGGGCCAUGGUGGGGCAGAGGUUGUUAAGAUGGCGUUGUAUAGUUGGGUACAGCGAGGCUGGCGCUGCGGUCAGACGUGGGCGCCUCUCUUGGGUGGCGGCUACCGGGAGCUCUCUGCGACCCAGGCCCGGCAGCUGCUUGGACGCAGGUUUAACCUACUUCUUCAGCAAAAAUGUGGAUUUAGAAAAGCACCGAGGAAGGUGGAGCCUCGAAGGUCAGACACAGGGUCAAGUGGAGAAGCAUACAAGAGAAGUGCCUUGAUCCCACCCCUGGAGGAAACAGUCUUUUACCCUUCCCCCUACCCUUUCACAGGCUGUGCAUUUGGUUCAGCUGCUAUUUGGCAGUAUGAAUCACUCAAGUCCAGGGUUCAGAGUUAUUUUGAUGGCAUAAAAGCUGACUGGUUGGAUAGCAUACGGCCACAAAAGGAAGGAAACCUCAGAAAGGAGAUUAACAAGUGGUGGAAUAGCCUAAGUGAUGGCCAGCGGACUGUGACAGGUAUCAUAGCUGCGAAUGCCCUCGUAUUCUGCUUAUGGAGAGUGCCGUCCCUGCAUCGAACCAUGAUCAGAUACUUUACAUCCAACCCAGCAUCAAAGGUUCUUUGUUCCCCAAUGCUGCUUUCCACGUUCAGUCAUUUCUCCUUAUUCCACAUGGCAGCUAACAUGUAUGUUUUGUGGAGCUUCUCAACUAGCAUCGUGAACAUUCUGGGUCAGGAGCAGUUUGUGGCAGUGUACCUGUCUGCAGGUGUUAUUUCGAAUUUUGUCAGUUAUGUGUGCAAAGUUGCCACAGGAAGAUACGGACCUUCACUUGGUGCGUCAGGCGCAAUCAUGACUGUGCUUGCAGCUGUCUGCACCAAGAUCCCGGAGGGGAGACUCGCCAUCAUCUUCCUCCCUGUUUUCACCUUCACUGCAGGCAAUGCCUUAAAAGCCAUCAUUGCCAUGGAUACAGCUGGGAUGAUCCUGGGAUGGAAGUUUUUUGAUCAUGCAGCACAUCUUGGGGGAGCCCUCUUUGGAAUAUGGUAUAUCACGUAUGGACAUGAACUCAUUUGGAAGAACAGGGAGCCUCUAGUGAAAAUCUGGCACGAAAUAAGGACUAAUGGCCCCAAGAAAGGAGGUGGCUCUAAGUGAGGCAAAGCUGGCCUGUCUGGUGGUGCAUCUGAUCCUUGUUGCUCGGAAGUCUCAGCAUCGGUCACCCCGGUGAUUUAAAUGUCCUCAGUACGUCUCCUUCAAAAAUUAUGGCAGAGUUGUGAAAUAAAUGUUUAUAUCUCUAGUUUGUAAA